Molecule: messenger RNA, 1147 nt
Organism: Quercus robur (English oak)
Lineage: Eukaryota; Viridiplantae; Streptophyta; Magnoliopsida; Fagales; Fagaceae
Exons: 2
Coding region: 190-972 (260 amino acids)
Cellular component (GO): ribonucleoprotein complex
Molecular function (GO): RNA binding
Source: RefSeq, a predicted model, not a curated record
UCAAUGAAAAACGACAUAGUUUAGUCUGAAAGCCUCCCUGUACAUGUCGAAGAAAAUCUCCAUCUAUAACUACAAGCAUCCCCUAUUUUCUUCAUUCAUCCGCUAAACACAAAAAUUUCCAAACUUUCAAAGUGCCAAUAAGAUAAAUAAGAUUCAAGUGGGUCACUGAGCUCAACAUAUAUCACAAACAUGUUCUACAGAGGCAGUAAAUUUAUUGAUGGUGGUGAUGGGCGUGAAAUGGGCGCAAAACGUCAACGGGUUGUUGAUCAGGGACCUUCAUUCUAUGGGACUUCCCCUGCUUCAAGUUUUAUGUAUAAUCCAGCUCCUUAUACGGCCUAUGUUAACCAACCUCCACCUUUCCCUGUUGUCCGAGUACGUGGUCUUCCAUUUGAUUGCACGGAAACUGAUGUGGCUGAGUUCUUCCAUGGUCUGGACAUAGUUGAUAUUCUUUUUGUCCAUAACAAUGGCAAGUUCUCUGGGGAAGCAUUUUGUGUUUUGGGGUAUCCUCUCCAAGUUGAUUUUGCCCUUCAAAGGAAUAGGCAGAACUUGGGCAGGAGAUACAUUGAGGUUUUCAGAAGUAAGAGGCAGGAGUACUAUAAAGCAAUAGCAAGGGAGGUUUCAGAUGCUCGUGGUGGUUCACCACACCGAAGGGCCCCAAGGGCUAAAUCUUAUGAUGAGGCAAAGGACUCAGCUGAACACACUGGGGUAUUGCGGUUGAGGGGAUUGCCAUUUUCUGCUGGCAAGGAUGACAUAAUGGAGUUCUUUAAAGAUUUUGUGCUGUCAGAAGACGCAAUUAAUAUCACAUUGAACUCGGAGGGGAGGCCUACAGGGGAAGCAUUUGUGGAGUUUGCAAGUGCAGAAGAUUCGAAAGCAGCAAUGGUUAAAGAUAGGAUGACGCUUGGGAGUCGAUAUAUAGAACUGUUUCCAUCCUCGAACGAAGAGUUGGAAGAAGCAGUCUCUAGAGGGCGGUGACUUCUUAUUGUGCCUUUUGCUACUUUGUACUUUUAUUAUCUCAAGGUUGUCUUACUUUCUAUGAAUUUUGCUUUACUAGUUUUCACUUUUUUAGGUCAAAACAUAACUUACCAUUGUUGUUUGAGAAAAGUAUUUUCAAAUUAUGUUUGGAAUUAAUUAUAAGAAGUUAUGCGUA